Cyprinus carpio (common carp) is the source of this 1401-nucleotide messenger RNA. RefSeq lists its product as uncharacterized. The coding region runs from base 119 to 721 and encodes 200 amino acids. The record is from RefSeq and is a predicted model, not a curated record. The transcript is spliced from 5 exons. Lineage: Eukaryota; Metazoa; Chordata; Actinopteri; Cypriniformes; Cyprinidae.
CUUCACAGUUGUUAGACUGGUGACACUUUCUGUUUGUAGAUUAAGAGCGAUAAGAAUCAGCUGUUAGGCUACCCUUAAUCACUUAUGGCUGGGUUUUACUCACUGUAAGGAGCUCAGAAUGAGAAAUAUGAAGAUUGCAGAACUGCUGUUGUUUGCAAUGGCAGCAUUGCACAGUGGGAUAACAGAAGACAUAGAUUUUAUUGUGGGUAACUGUAAUGAUAUCCUCAGACUUCCUUGCACAGCUACUGACCGAACAAAAACUUACCGUUACGUCAUGUGGUAUAAAAACAAUAAUAUUCCUGUCGUGAAGAGGAAAAAACAUGACAUUACAUACUAUAACAUGACCAAUGUUUUUCUGGAAGAUAAAGAAACCCUGUUGUUAAAUAAUGCACAACCUUCAGACUCUGGUACAUAUAAAUGCUACCUGGCUGCAGAGGUUGGAGGUCAAAAUGACGAUUCUUUCAUUGGAUUAAAUGUCUCAGAAUGUUUGGACGUGAGCACAGUUUAUCCCAUCAACACCACGAUCUCUGCUAAUUCCCAUCUUGCUGUAGAAGAAUUUACUUUUCCCUGGGCUGUGAUUGGUUUUUUUCUUAUUAGCGUCACCAAAAUCAGUUUUUGCAUUGUAACUGUGUGGGUGUGUGAUCGAGUCAUAUUUAGAACAGUAAGAAGAAAACAGGAAGUAAGGGGAAGCAAGACUGGAAGGUCAAGCUGGAAAAACUAAGAUUCACAAAAAGCUGAUGGGGUCAUUUUAGUUUUACACAUCCAUUAGCCAAGUAAAAACAGUCCAAGCCUGUAAACAUUUACAAGGUUGUUCACACCAUUAGGUUGUGUUGAUAGGAUCUGUUUUAUUUCUUUGUGGUUUUGCUAUUCUUAAUUACUUUUUUAUGGAUGGUUUAUUCCUGGGGGAAGAAGGAUGGGCUAUAAUGGGAGCUGUUUUAUAGGUGUUGAGGGAGACGAGAGUCAUGGAGGGCUGCAAUUCAUUAGGCCUGUGCUCUGCCACAGCUGCACACUGUUGCCGUUUGUUUGUUUUUACAUUUCCCCCCAUAUUUUAUCAUUGUAUUUCCUCUGUAAAUAUUUUUUACUGUCUGCAUCAAAUUUAUGUACUUUAUGAAUCUUAAGGUUUAUUAUGAGAGCUGCCAGUCGAUGAAAUUUUUAAAUCUAAUUAAUUACAUAAUGUGGUGAUUAACUAAUUAUUUUUUAUUAAUUUGACUGUGAAAAUACCCUUAAAAGAUCAUUUAUAGCUAUUGUGUUAAAUGAGAAAAGUAUCAAGUAGACAUUCCAAAAAGGAGCUUUAGAAAGAAAUAUUUUAUUUGAUUAAAAAAAGAAAGAAAGUAAAAUAUAAUACACGUUUAGGCCACAACUGCCUAACAUAAACUAUAAUACAAGAUAAGAAAAAUCGAA